Molecule: messenger RNA, 1637 nt
Organism: Megalops cyprinoides (Indo-Pacific tarpon)
Lineage: Eukaryota; Metazoa; Chordata; Actinopteri; Elopiformes; Megalopidae
Gene: fra10ac1
Product: FRA10A associated CGG repeat 1
Exons: 14
Coding region: 461-1465 (334 amino acids)
Biological process (GO): dephosphorylation
Molecular function (GO): phosphatase activity
Source: RefSeq, a predicted model, not a curated record
UCCAUGUAAAGUAAAAACUAUGAUGUCUGCGAUGUUUGAGAUGUUCUGGCUAGCCAAUUGUACAUUAUAAUUUCAUAUGCCUAUUAUUUGAUGGAGGGCAUCUCAGUCGAACUUGUAAGCCUAUUAUUAUUAACCUAUGUACACAUAUCGAUUAAAGGUUGUCUAGCUCCACCAGGAUCAGGGAAACACUAUACGCUUUACAUUGCUUAAUUGGAAAAUAGCCUUUCAGGGAAAAGGCUGCUUACGUUGCGUCAUGAGUAUUUAUCACUUGUAGCUAUUGUGUCAACUACAGUAAAAAGGAAUCAUUGUGGUGGCUAUAACAUUUUUAUUUAUUUACUUACCUAUUUAUUUACUUUAUAAUUUAACUUCAAAAGCCAAUAAGUCAUUCACCCACGCUCAGCGCAAAUAUAUUAACAUUUACCGACGCAUAUGACGCCAUCAAUCCGCGCUGCUUUCUAAUAUGAAAACAACAAGAGCCAUGGAUGAGAGUGGGCUCAAUCUCGUUAAGGUGCAUGGAGGUGGAGGGUACGACUCAGACUUCAGUGACGAUGACAGCCAUGAAGGGGCAUCUCAUGGAGAGAAGAGGAAACACAGUGAUGACUCGUUGCUACGAAAGCCCUUUCAGAAGGAGAAGCGCUCAAAAGUGGCCCACAGGAAUGUUGCUGCAGAGGAGUGGGACAGGGAAGAAGCCCGAAACAGACGCCAUCACCUGAUUUCAAUGAAUGCUUUUGACAGACACAAGAAGUUUGUCAGUGAUUAUAUAUUGUAUUAUGGUGGGAAACUGGAGGAUUUCAAACGUUCAGCGCGCAAUGAUAAGUCAGACCUUGAUGUUGUGAGGGAAAACCAUCGAUUCCUGUGGCGAGAGGAGGAUGAGGAAGAAAUGACAUGGGAGAAGGAGCUUGCUAAAAAGUAUUACGAUAAGCUCUUUAAAGAAUACUGUAUAGCUGACCUAAGUAGAUACAAAGAAAAUAAGUUUGGGUUCAGAUGGAGAGUUGAAAAUGAAGUCAUUUCAGGAAAAGGCCAGUUCUCCUGUGGGAGCAAGCGCUGCGAGACACAGGAAGGCCUGAAGAGCUGGGAGGUGAAUUUCGCCUACGUGGAGCAGGGGGAGAAGAGGAACGCCCUGGUCAAACUGAGACUUUGCCCCGAGUGUUCCUACAAACUGAACUAUCAUCACAAGAGGAAGGAGGUCAAAACUAAGAGAAAACGACGGACAGACGAAAACGAAGAUGAGCAGCUAUCGAGGAAAACCAAGAAGCCUCGCCAUAAGAAAGCCAAACGCAGGCGGGAAGGGCAGUCCUCUCCUGUGAGCACAGAUGGCUCCAGUGAGUCUGACACAGGCCAAGAGUCUGAUAAGGACACAGAGGGACCCUCUGAAGGAGACCACUGGAAAGGCCCUGCCCCUUGCGUGGAGGAGAAGUCCAGGGAAGAGGAGUUUGACGAAUACUUCGAGGACAUGUUUCUUUGACCAGCCUGAAAUGCACAAAGUAUGUUGGCAGCUAAAGCCAGGAGCAGACAUCAGUACAGAGACCACCAUUCUUGCCUCUUCAACAAUAUCACUCAGAACAUGGCUGCAAAAGCUCAGUGUAUCAAACAUGUCGGAAUUUACUUGUUUACAUGAAUUUAAUAAAAAUGUCCCU